This is a messenger RNA of Strongyloides ratti, 3123 nucleotides long. RefSeq names its product Metabotropic glutamate receptor 6. Gene Ontology annotation, biological process: regulation of synaptic transmission, glutamatergic; G protein-coupled glutamate receptor signaling pathway. Gene Ontology annotation, molecular function: adenylate cyclase inhibiting G protein-coupled glutamate receptor activity. Gene Ontology annotation, cellular component: membrane. NCBI's taxonomy places the organism in Eukaryota, Metazoa, Nematoda, Chromadorea, Rhabditida, Strongyloididae. The coding region runs from base 1 to 3123 and encodes 1040 amino acids. The transcript has 7 exons. The record is from RefSeq and is a predicted model, not a curated record.
AUGUUAAAUACUAUAAAAAAAAAUAGAAUAAAAGAUUAUAAUAACAAAGUUUAUUUAUAUUUGUUAUUUUAUUUAACUCAAACCUCUAUUGUUAAUCCAAUUAGAGAGGUAUAUAUUGAUGGUGAUAUUUUACUUGGAGGCUUAUUCCCUAUUCAUGAAGCCGGAAGGAAUGGCCAAGCAUGUGGUAGAAUUAAAGCUGAUCAAGGAGUUCAAAGAAUGGUAGCUAUGUUAUAUGCUUUAGAUGAAAUAAAUAAUGAUAAUACUAUUUUACCAGGAAUAAAAUUAGGGGCCCAAAUUUUUGAUACAUGUUCACAUGAUACAUAUGCAUUAGAACAAUCUAUUGUAUUUAUAAAAACACUCCUAUCAAGUCAAUCAUCAUUAUAUUGUCCAGAAGUUGUUGAUAAUAUUGGUAAACGUCCAACAGUUUCAGCUGUUAUUGGUGCAGCAUCAUCAACAGUUAGUUUAAUGGUUGCAUCAAUGCUUCAAUUAUUUAAAAUACCAAUGCUUUCAUAUUCUUCGACGGGUGUUGAAUUAAGUGAAAAACCAAGAUUUGAAUAUUUUUCACGUAUGGUACCUCCUGAUAACUUACAAGCUAAAGCAAUGGCAUUUUUAGUAGCAAAACUAGGAUGGAAUUAUGUACAUGCUGUGGCAGACACAGGAAGUUAUGGAGAACGAGGAAUUGACAUGUUUAGAGGUGCAGCUCAUGAAUUAGGUGUAUGUAUUGAUGGUGAAAUACAUAAAGUUAGUAGAAAAAUGUCAGAUGAUGCAUUUAGAGAGAUGAUUGUUCGAAUGAGAUAUAAUGGUAAAGCAAGGGGUGUUGUUAUGUUUGUUGAUGAAGAUAAUUUAAGAAGAUUUUUAUCUAUAUUAAAAAGAUUAAUAGAAACUCCAUCAUACUCAGCUGAUUUUGAUAAUUAUUUUUGGUUUAUAGCUAGUGAUUCAUGGGGAACAAAAACAUCAGUUAUUAAAGAUUUUGAAAAUAUUGUUAAAGGAUCAAUAACAAUAGCUCCUACCGUUAAAACUAUUAAAGGAUUUGAUGAAUAUUUUAAAAAUUUAAAUUAUUUAUCAAAUACUUUUUUAACAGAAUAUUGGCAAUUUUUAAAUUGUACACAUUUAUCAGAUAAAACAUUUUCAGAUUGUUUUAAAAAUAAUGGUGUAUUAUUUAAACAAGAAGUUUAUGCUGCAUUUGUUGUUGAUGCUGUUAAAACAAUAGCAAUAGCAAUGCAUAAUUAUAUAAUUGAUGAAUGUCAUAAUUUUAAUUGGUAUAAUUGUAGUUUAUCAAAAAAAGGUUUUGUUGGAUCUAAAAUUCAAGAAAGAUAUAGAAAUAAAUCACUUAUACCUAAUGAACCACCAUUAAUUGAUAGUAAUGGUGAUGGUAUUGGUAAAUAUAGUAUAUAUCAAUUAAAUAAAUAUGGUAUAUAUAAAAAAGUUGGUAAUUGGAAUGAUGGUGAUAAUAUGAAAUUAAAAGUUGAUGAAGUACGUAGAGGUUUAAUAUCAAAUAAAUUUGAAAUACCGCUAAGUGUUUGUAGUGAACCAUGUGGUAAAGGAUCAUAUAAAGCUUAUCAAGAUCAAACAUGUUGUUGGACAUGUAUUAAAUGUGAUACAACAACAUCAAUAAUAUUAAAUGAAACAUUAUGUCAAGAAUGUCCAUUAGGUGAAAUACCUAAUGAUAAACAAAAUGAAUGUUAUCCAAUUCCUCCUAUAUAUAUGAAAUGGCAAACAUUAUGGGUUUUAAUACCAUCAUGUGUAUCAAUAAUUGGUAUAUUAUCCACAUUAUUUGUUAUUACAGUAUUUUUACGUUAUAAUAAUACACCAAUUGUUAUGGCAUCUGGAAGAGAAUUAUGUUACUGUAUGUUAUUUGGAAUAACAUUGUGUUACUGCGUAACAUUUAUUUUAGUAUCAAAACCAUCAGUAUUUAUAUGUGGUGCAAGUAGACUUUUAAUGGGUUUAUCAAUGUCUUUUGUUUAUGCAGCAAUAUUAGUUAAAACAAAUCGUCUUGCUCGAGUAUUUACUCUUAGUGGUCCUGUUAGACCAAAAUGCAUAUCACCAUUAGCUCAAGUUUUAAUUUGUAUGAGUAUUGUUGGUGCACAACUUAUUGGUUCAAUUAUUUUUCUUGUUUGGGAUCCAACAGAAGUUAUAAUAUUAUAUCCAACAAGAACAGAAGCUGUAUUAUCAUGUAAAGCUACAUCAUCACAUUUAUUACUUUCAUUAGCAUAUAAUAUAUUAUUAAUUAUAUUAUGUACCAUUUAUGCAUUUAAAACUCGCAAAAUACCUGAAAAUUUUAAUGAAACAAGAUUAAUUGGAUUUACAAUGUAUUCAACAAGUAUAUUAUGGUUAUCAUUUGGUCCAAUAUAUUUUGCAACACAAAAUAAUUUUCGUAUACAAAUAACUUCACUUUGUAUGUGCAUAUCAUUAAGUGGUUCAGUUGCUUUAGCAUGUUUCUUUUUUCCUAAAGUUUAUAUUGUAUUAUGGCAACCAUACAAAAAUGUUAGAACAAGACAAUCAGCUGUGGGAAAACUGGUAAAUUCACAAAUGAGAUUUAUAAGUCAUUUAGCAACAAACAAUACCGAACAAAAUGGGAAUAUUUUAUCAAAAAAACAAUCCAAUUAUAAUGAAAAAAGUACAAGUAGUAAUAAUACUACAUUUUUCGAAACAAAAAUGACAAUGAUACAAAAUUCAAACCAACAAUUUGUCCAAUCACCAAUAAUAGGCAAAUCAUUAAUAAUGGAAACUUCCCAAUCAAUGUUGUCAAACGAACAGUCAGUACAGAAAAAACAGAUUAUCACACAGGUUCUACCGUCUGUGGAAUUGACAUCGGAUAUUGCAACUAAUAGUAGUGGUGUAUCUGAAGUUAAUGAAAAAAGUGAAACAUCAGGAGAUUUAAUUUCAUUUGGAAAUAAUUAUUCACAAUUGCCAAAUAAAAAUAUAUUUGAAUUUUCAGAUUUUGAUGAUAUAUUAUCUGAAGAUUCAAUUUCAGAUAACAUGUCAAAUUUAAAUUCAAUACGAAUACGACGACGUAGUAGUCCAAAUCGAUUGGUAAAUGAUCAAAUACUUAAUGAAAGGCAAAAACAAAUGCAAUUAAUUUUAGGAAAAAUAAAAGCAGAUACUCGCGUUACUUCAUUAUAA